AUGCCACAAAAUCUGCUGCUGCUGCUCUCGUUGAGCCUGACGCACGCCGAGCUGCCACUGGACGCGCUGCUGGCCGCACCCAUGCAUGACAUUCCGCAUUUGCAUGUGCUGCUGCGUCACCAGCUGCGUCACGAGGAUGCUGCCAAUCCACACGCACUUUGGUUUCUGCAACAUACGAGCGUGUCCCACAGCGUGCACAGCUACGUGGCACAGCAGCCGCCAGCGUCACUGCAGCGAAGCACACGCGAGAGUUUCGUUGUGGUCUUGAGCCUUGAGCAGCUGAUGGCCAAAAGCGGCGUCGCCAAUACGCGUCAACGUGCUGGUGUCUACUUCUUCAUUGUCGACGACGAGCUGAACACGCUACAGCAGCUCCAAUUGGAGCAGCGCUGCCGCGAGCUCUGGCUGGAGCACAAGGUCUACAAUCGUUACAUAAUCAGCAGCAAUCUUAUAUGGAUAUACGAUCCUUUUGGCAGCAGCAGGCGUGACGCUGAAGAAUACGGUCGCCUGAUCGUCUAUCCUGGUGGUGAGCCGCUGCCCUGGCUAUUGUUCCACAACCUGCGCGGCUAUCCGCUGCGCGUGCAAAUCUUCAAGUCUGUCUAUGCGCGUCCCGAGCUGGAUCCAGAGACGGGUCUGCUGCGUCGCAUCACUGGCGUCGACUGGCAGGUGGCGGAAAUCCUGCGCAUGCAUCUUAACUAUACGAUGCUGCUACAAGAGCCGGACAAAAACUAUUUCGGUGAGCGCAGUCCGGACGGCAGCUACAAUGGCGCCAUUGGGUCCGUGAUGAACGACGGGCUGGACAUUUGCCUCACCGGCUUCUUUGUCAAGGACUAUCUGGUGCAUGACUACAUGGACUUCACCGUGCCCGUCUAUGACGAUCAGCUGUGCAUCUAUGUGCCCAAGGCGCGACGCAUACCGCAGUCCAUUCUGCCCAUAUUUGCCGUUGGCUAUGACAUUUGGUUGGGCUUUAUUUUCUCGGCCUUUGGCUGCGCUUUGGUGUGGCUAACGCUGCGGCUGAUCAAUCUGCAGCUGCGCAUUGUGCGCAUCGUUGAGCCAGGCAGAUGGCAACAGGCGUUGAAUAUCAUUGUGGACACGUGGGUGGUUUGGGUGCGCGUCAAUCUCUCCCAUUUGCCGCAGAGCUAUGCGGAGCGCAUGUUCAUCGGCUCGCUUUGCUUGGUCAGCGUCAUCUUCGGCGCCGUCUUCGAGUCCAGUCUGGCCACGGUCUAUAUUCAUCCGCUGCACUAUAAAGAUAUUUUAACAAUGCAGGAUUUGGAUGAUAGUGGUUUGAAUGUUAUUUACAAGUACACUUCCAUGGCGGAUGAUUUGUUCUUCAGUGACACCUCACCGCUUUUUGCCAGCCUGAAUAAGAAACUUAAGUGGAACAAAGAUCUCGAUGCGGAUGUCACCAACGAGGUGGCCACAAUUGGCGGCAAGGCUGGCAUCUCGCGUUACUCCUCGCUCAUGAUGGAGUCGGCCAACUAUUUGCUGACGCGUCGCAUUUGGGUGGUGCCCGAGUGUCCCAAAUAUUAUACCAUCUCGUAUGUUCUGCCGCGGGAUGCGCCCUGGGAGGAGGCGGUGAAUGCUCAGCUGCUGCUUCUGCUCAACGCUGGCCUCAUACCCAAGUGGAUUGCUGAUCAGAACUUCAAGGUCAACUUGCGCAUGCGCAAGAUUUUGCGCCAGUCGCCAGAUCAACAGAGCUCCAUGCAGCGCGUGCUCACCAUCAACGAUCUGCAGUUGUCCUUCUAUGUGGUUAUUGGUGGCACUCUGCUGGCCUGGCUCGCAUUUCUAGCAGAGCAUGUCUGGGUCAAGUGCUGCCGUCGCCAUUGA
Drosophila busckii is the source of this 1824-nucleotide messenger RNA. RefSeq lists its product as uncharacterized. The coding region runs from base 1 to 1824 and encodes 607 amino acids. The record is from RefSeq and is a predicted model, not a curated record. The transcript has 2 exons. Lineage: Eukaryota; Metazoa; Arthropoda; Insecta; Diptera; Drosophilidae.